UACCUUUUUCUUCAUUCCGCGUCUCCUCGCCACAUCAGUUCCCCCACACUCUCCAUUACCUCUUUUUCAAUUCUCAAACCCCGUGUCAGAAUGGAAUCCACCGGCUACCGCCACCGACGGUCACCCUCCUCCGACCGUUUCCUCGGCGUAUUUUCCUUCUCACCGCCCUCCUCCUCUGCCGUGGCUGGAGUAGACGAGCUCAACGAAGCCGAAAUCUUCUGGAACACCGAUUUCGCCGAACCCAGCCACUCCGAUGAGCACCGCCACCACCAUAGGCGGUUGGAUUUCCAGCAGGAAACGGCCUCCGGUAUCCUCGCCGUACUUUCCGAGGCCGAUGGCCGCGGGCCGUUUCUGUACCAAAAACCUUCGAUAUCGUUCCCGUCAUCGUCUUCGAAAGCGGUCCCGAUGAUUCCGAGGCUGCCGGAGAGGGAGUGCUCGCAGCCCGCCGCACAGUUCCGGAACCAGUCGGCGCCGAUGAAGGUUCCGGUGCUGUCAGAGGCCAUGGCGAAGAGGAGGAGCGGGAUGCUCGCUGACUUGUACGACGACGAUGACGACGGAGGCGACGAUCGGAUGUUGCCGCCUCACGAGCUCGUCUCCAGAGGCUCCGGCGUGUCGCCGAAGACGACGUUUUCUGUUCUCGAAGGAGUUGGUAGGACUCUUAAAGGAAGGGAUCUCCGCCAGGAACCUGUCGCAUGCAAAGCAUCCACCACCACCAUUGAAUCGCCCUCCAAAAUGACCCGACCUACCCCUCUUGCACGACCAAACUCCACGGCACAUCACGCUGCCGUUGUUUCGGCAGCCGUUGGCUCCACAAUGUAGGGGAUAGUCGUCGCCUUUGCUGCAACAACACAACCUGCUGCAUCACGGAUAACUACUCCAACCCCUAUCAUCAUUGCUUCCUUAGCAGUAGCCGCAUCCAAGUUGAUCUUCCAACUGCCUUUCGGGGGUUUUAUCCAUCCUAGAUGUUGCAGUGGCCGAGCUAUGGGGGGAUUGCACCAAUGCUUGUCGCUUGGGAAAAACCUUCCAAGGAAGACUUGACAGCAACCAUAAUUUGGGCAAGGGAGGUAAAACCCCUAUUGAAAAUAAAACUAUUCCUUCUUCAACAUAUCAUGCGGGCCACAGUCAAUGCCUCCACUAGCUCCUCAGGAUCAAAACGCUCUAUAAGUACAUAAUCAAUCCCUUCCCAUCAGUUGGUGCACAAGACAUCUUGUGAAGCUUCUGACCCCUCUCCUACCAUACUGCUACAGCUGCUGGACACCCCCAUCGACAAUGGUAGAUAGUUUCUAGCUCUAUAUGGCAGAAAGGACACCAGGGAUCCGCCACUAUCUUCUUUCAAAAUAAUUUCUCCUUAAAGGGAAGAAUAUUAUUGCAGACUUUCCAACUAAA
Alnus glutinosa is the source of this 1386-nucleotide messenger RNA. RefSeq names its product protein S40-7-like. The coding region runs from base 91 to 819 and encodes 242 amino acids. The transcript has 2 exons. The record is from RefSeq and is a predicted model, not a curated record. Lineage: Eukaryota; Viridiplantae; Streptophyta; Magnoliopsida; Fagales; Betulaceae.